AUGACGCUUAGCACCACCUUUGCCCAAGCCUUUACCUCCUUUGCCGCGACCGGACAUUCUCGGUUGUCUGAAUUAUCGUCAAGGUUUAAAAAGGAAAGGUCUCGCUCUAUGUUAAAUUACUGCAGAACAGAAAUUACUUUUCAAUCUAUACCCUUCAAUCUGACCUCUCGGGAAACAUUAUUUCUUGUAUUUACAUAGAUUUGUUCUUAGUAAAAGGACAACAAAAGAAUAUUAUAAUUUUCUUUCGCCCCACUGUCUAUUGUAAGGCAUGCAAAUCAAAGCAGGGUGUCUCCGAAGCCGAACCAAUCAGAAAUGCAUAAAUCCUUAAAUAUCCAAUCGGCUUGCGACAGCCUCCUGAUAAAUCGCGGCCAUAAAAUUGCCCAGCUUUCACAUAGAGCCUUUAAUCUUCUGAACAUCAGUUUCACAGUCAUGGCCCGAACCAAGCAAACAGCGAGAAAGUCCACCGGAGGAAAAGCGCCUCGUAAACAGCUGGCUACUAAGGCAGCUCGAAAGAGCGCUCCUGCUACUGGUGGCGUGAAAAAACCGCACCGUUACAGGCCAGGAACAGUGGCCCUCAGAGAGAUCCGUCGUUAUCAGAAGUCCACCGAGUUGCUGAUUCGCAAGUUACCGUUUCAGCGUCUUGUUCGAGAAAUCGCUCAGGAUUUCAAGACCGACUUGCGCUUUCAAAGCUCAGCCGUGCUGGCUCUUCAAGAGGCUAGCGAAGCCUACCUGGUCGGUCUUUUCGAGGACACCAACCUUUGCGCCAUUCACGCUAAACGUGUCACCAUCAUGCCUAAAGAUAUCCAGUUGGCUCGUAGGAUCCGGGGCGAACGUGCAUAACAGCUCAGCUCGGUUCUGACAAUCUCACAUUACAAACGGCUCAGUUACUAGUGAAAUGAGACAGAAAUAAUUCUCAUACUCCACGCCGUUACAAGUUUUUUCGCGAUAAGGACACAGUAGAGUACUAGUAUCCCUAAGCUUACCAAAAAAGUAGUGAUUGCGCCCAACAACUCCUUAUUCGUUCAGUCUAUCUCUCUGCCUGUCUUCCUAUGUUGACGUUUACAAUCCAUCUCAUUUUCAAAGAACUUAGCAAACAUCUUAGAGGUAACAGAUCUAUCGCGAUCAGUAGUAAGACCUGGCGAAGAAGACCAAAACCGCCGAUCCAGCCAACAAACCAAAAAUAA
This is a messenger RNA of Porites lobata, 1184 nucleotides long. Lineage: Eukaryota; Metazoa; Cnidaria; Anthozoa; Scleractinia; Poritidae. The record is from the annotation of a GenBank genome assembly.